This is a messenger RNA of Cherax quadricarinatus, 4688 nucleotides long. Its product is annotated as solute carrier family 41 member 1. Gene Ontology annotation, molecular function: monoatomic cation transmembrane transporter activity. Lineage: Eukaryota; Metazoa; Arthropoda; Malacostraca; Decapoda; Parastacidae. Gene Ontology annotation, biological process: monoatomic cation transport. The record is from RefSeq and is a predicted model, not a curated record. Gene Ontology annotation, cellular component: plasma membrane.
GCAUUAUCAUUUUAUUGGUGUAAUUUUGUUUAUUAAUAUAAGAAAAUUAGAGUCUUCAUUAAUUUCAGUUUUCAGAAUUAUAAUGCUCAAGACUGAUUAUGGUAUGCUUCAGUUCUGAAAAAAAGUUGACUGGCAACUCUGCAGAGCCUUGGGUAUGAGAAUGUUAGUCUUGAAAAUGGUUGCAUGCAGUGUGUGUGAGGCAGUUGGUGGUGGUGGAACACACUCCACAUGGCUUGGCUCAGUUGUGUUUACUGAAUCUGUCUCAAGUGUGGUCCACUGUCUGGCACAAGCAACUCUGUAGAGACUUCCUUAUUGCCUUCCCCAGUAACCCACUUUCUCAUUUUAAUUUUACCCUUUUAUCAUCAAGCUGAGCAAGUUAUGUAACAUUCAUUUUAAUCACAUUUUUCAAUGUUAAAUAUUCACUUUUGUAUAUUGUAUUUUCACUUUUAAGGGAUAUUUAAUUAAACAUUUUAAUGUUAGAUAUUCACAUAGAUCUAUUUCACAUCUAUCCUUUCAAAAUUUUACUUAACACAGCAAAAUUAGAUUUUCCAUAAAAUAUUGUUUUAAAUCAUGGGAUAGUUUGUUGGUGCAGUAACAAGCAUUAAUACCUUGGCACCGAGGGAAAGCACUAACAUAUAUAGAAUUGUGUGUAGUCAUCACAGAGGGGGUACUGUAACACCUUUGCUCAGUUUAUAUAAAAAAUGGGUAUAGUAAAGGAGAAUAAGGAAGAGGAGAAAAUAGAGAUUGAAAAAGACAGUGAACCAAUGAUAAGCAAAUCAUUGGAGGCCCAGAUAGUGAGUGUACAUUCCAAUGAACUUGAAGUUAUAGUGGAAACUCCUGAGAGUGCACCUUCAGUAUUACCAAAGAAAGUCAAAUUAAAGCAUCAGCAUCAGUUGCACCAGCUGCCACCACAAGAAGUGAACUUACAGCAUAACAGUUGCAGAGAAGCAACAACCACCAUUACUACAACCACCAAUAAAGCAAUGGCAGCAGCCACCACUAUCAUAGGAGGGACAAUAGUAGCAGGCACAACCACCGCCACUACUGAAGGAGGAGUAGCUAUAGAAGCAGCCACAACCACCAAAAGUGGAGGAGGGAGAGGAGAAGCAAUAGUAGCAACUAUGACCACCACCACCACUGAAGAAAGAGCAGUAAUAGCAGCCAUGACUACCACCACUGAGGGUGGAGCAAUAGUAGCAGCCACAACCACCACCACUGAAGGAGAGGCAAUAAGAGCAGCCACAACCCCCUCCACCACCGAAGGAGGAGCAAUAGUAGCAGCCACAACCACCACCACUGAGGUAGAAGCAGUAAUAACAGCCACCACCACCACCACCACUAAAGGAGGAGCAGCAAUAGUAGCAGCCAUGACCACCACUGGAGGAGGAGCAGCAGCCACAACCACACCCACUGCUGAAGGAGCAGCAGCAGCCACAACCACACCCACUACUGAAGGAGCAGCAGCAGCCACAACCACACCCACCACUGAAGGACAAGGAGCAAUAGUAGCAGCCACAACCACCACCACUACCACCAGAGGAGAAGCAGCAGUAGUAGCAGUUACAACCACCAACACUGAAGGAAGACCAGUAGCAUCAGCAGUAACAGGAAGAAAAAAAAGGGCAACAGUAGAAAAACCUACUGUCACCAGAGAAGCAGCAGUAGCAGCAUCAAGAAGAGCAGCAAUAGCAGGAGGAUUUAUAGCUGCCCAAGAAAAAGCAGUAGGAGGAAGAAAAGCAACAGGAGUCACUGCCAGCAGAGAAGUAGCAUCAGCAGCAGUAGGUGGAGAAGCAGGGGCAAGAGCAGUCAUUGGAACAGGAGGGGAGGCAGUAGCAACAGGAGCAGCAGAAGGUCGUAUUGAGGAGGGGGAUGGGUUGUUUGAGGAGCGUUCGUCAGCAUCGGAUGAUGACCAAGUUGCAUCUCUACUUCAAGGUGGGGCAGAGGUAUCAAGUGAUGAAGAAACCAGUCUGUCUAUCAUGACACAAGUUAUGUUACCUUUCCUAGUGGCAGGUCUGGGAAUGGUUGGAGCAGGACUGGUACUUGAUCUUGUUCAGCACUGGGAUGUCUUCAGAGAUGUGAGUGAACUUUUUAUCAUGGUGCCAGCUCUUUUGGGUCUGAAAGGAAACUUGGAAAUGACAUUAGCAUCACGGCUGUCAACUCAUGCUAAUCUUGGUCACCUUGAUAAUAAAGAAGACUGUCUGUCUAUGAUCAUUGGAAACAUGGCACUUAUUCAGUGUCAAGCUAUAGUGGUUGGAUUCCUGGCAUCUGUAGCUGCUGUGGUGAUGGGAUGGAUUCCAGAAGGGCACUUCAAUAUCCUCCAUGCACUGCUUCUCUGUGCUGCUGCUCUCGUCACUGCAUCUCUUGCGUCAUUAAUCCUUAGUACAAUCAUGGUGGGAGUUAUUCUUGCAUCAAGAAAGUGUAGCAUCAACCCUGACAAUGUUGCUACUCCUAUUGCUGCAUCUCUCGGAGAUUUGACAACACUUGGUUUAUUGGCUUGGAUUGCCUCAGUACUGUAUGCUUCAAAAGAGUCUGAUAUAUGGUUGUCCCCAUUGAUUGUUGUUUGUUACCUACUCUCCUUGCCGUUGUGGGUAUGGCUUGCUGCUCGCAACAAGCACACUAGGGAGGUUCUUUACUCAGGAUGGACUCCUGUCAUCUCAGCUAUGAUGAUUUCCAGCAUGGGAGGGCUGAUUUUAGAUUUUACCGUGUCCAACUACAAGGGUAUAGCCGUAUUCCAACCUGUAAUCAACGGUGUGGGUGGAAACCUAGUAGCAGUACAAGCAUCCCGUAUCUCUACUGCUCUCCAUGCUGCAGCUCCAUUAGGCAAGAUGCCAAAGUUUGUGGCUGAAAUUUGCAUUAAUCCCUGUUCUGCAUUCUGUGCUAGGGCUGGUCAUCCUCGAACUGCAAGGGUUCUCUUACUUCUGGUGGUGCCAGGGCAUUUAGUUUUCAUGUACACCAUCUCAUACCUAAAAGCUGGCCACACUUCCCUCACUCCAAUAUUUGUUGUUACAUACCUGCUGGCUGCAUUCUUACAGGUGGCAAUUCUGUUGUAUAUUGCACAUGUAAUGGUUCAUUGGAUGUGGAAAAUGUCUAUUGAUCCAGACAACUCUGCCAUUCCAUACCUGACUGCCCUAGGAGAUCUGUUAGGAACAGGCCUCCUAGCCAUAGCGUUCCAUUUCCUCUUUAUUGUUGGCGAUAGGGAUGCUGAUCUUGGGGACUAACACUGGGGUACAUUGUUAGGGAUUAUUUAUCACAAACUUACUUGUAAAUGUUCAUUAUUGUAUGUGUAUUUUUAUUAUAUUUUAUGUCGACUUAAAAUUCGUGGCAAAUCCAUAAUGAAAAUUUUGUGUGCAGCAUGAAAAAAAUUUUGUAAACAAGGUGCUAGUUUUUUAAGCUUAGUAAUAGUAAAUGUGAAACUGGAAUCUGUAUCACAAGAGGAAGGAUUUGCUAUUUUUUUAAACUCACAGAUCUAGAAAAUUCUUUUAUUAUGCUCUCAUGUACUUACAUAUUUUUCUAAACAUUAAAUUGUUACUGCUAAUAGUAUGCUCAAAAAAUGAGCAUCUUCAUUUGUUGAUGAUGUAUUCUUUAAAGAAAUUUUUAAACUAUAUUUUCACUUAAUUACGUAUUCUUGAAAAAAAAAUAAUAUACAGGUCUCCCUCCGCAUAUUUGGUGGCCAAAUAUAUUGUAGGGAAAUAUAAUAAUAGCAUUUAUGUAGCCUAACAAUACUACUUCCCUAACCAAUUGAAUCAUGAACAGUCAUAAAACACAUGAAAACAUUGUAAAAUAUUGUACUAGUGCCAGCCCUUUGGUAAAGAAGGUGAGAAAGACUAUAGAAUUCAAGAAAGAACUCAUAGCAGAGUACCAAAGUGGAGGAGGAAGAGAGGGGGGGAGAAUGUGCCUUCUUCAGUGGUUCUACGAUACAUAUGAUACUAAAGCAGCACGAGUCAAUAAAGGCUAUAGCGCCAGCCAGCGAUAAAGUGUAGCAUUAACAGUGUAGCAAGUAAGUUACGCGAUUAAUUGAUAGAAAAAGGACAGCACGAACCUAACUCCUCCAGUGUUGUUCGAGUUAUAUAGGGCGACUGACAACACCACCGUCUCUAGUCUCGACUGCCUCCACCACCAGUGGCCCUUAUACACCCAACAACACCAACACAACUACACUUGUGACAUACUUAAUGACGUAUUUUAUUCAUUCUAGAGUAUGUCACAUUUCUAUGUUAUUAAUAUUGUUUAUUAUGUCAUAUUAGAUGAAUUGUGAUAGAUAAGCUGUAGAGUUGAUAUUACUGUAGUGUCAUAUUUAAGGACUUAUCUUGUCCUGUCUCCAAACAAACUCUGCCACCGCCACAAUUCCUAACAUACGUAAUGACAUAUUUUAAAUAUGAUUGGGCUGCUGGGAAUUCACAAAUGUUCAAAACCUGUGAAAGUGGAAAACACGAAUGUUGAGGGAGACCUGUAUAUUCAUUUUAUUUCUCAAUUACAAAUGAGGUAUUAUAAUAAUAAUAAUAACAGGUAGCCUGAAAUUUCUGCAUUCUCACAUCAUCAUUACUGCUUACACACACACACACACACACACACACACACACACACACACACACACACACACACACACACACACACACACACACACACACACACACACACACACACACACACACACACACACACACACACACACACACACACACAACACA